AUGUCAAUUGUAGCACCUGUUGGAAUAACUUAUGGUUCUCAAUCGAAUGUUAUGUUACGUAAAGAUUCAACAGGAAGUAUAACUGGUAUAAUAAUGCCAAAUCAAGCUGAACAUACAAUUGAAUAUCGCACAUAUUUCAAUGGUUAUCGUUUAAUUUAUUCUGGUUUACAUACACAAAUAUGGGAAUAUGAUUCAAAAUCAAAUCUUCAACGAAUUUAUUUUCCAUUUCAUCGAAUAAUAACAUAUAAAUAUGAUGAUAAUAAUCGUUUAAUUUAUUCAUUUUCUGAUGGUUGUAAAAUAUCAUAUAAAUAUAUGAAUUAUCAAAAACAAAUUCAUAUUGAAUAUCCACGUGGACAAAUUCAUGAACAAAUUUAUGAAUAUAAUAAUAAUUCAUUACUUAAUAAUUAUAUUGAUUAUUAUUAUGAUAAAUAUUCAUAUUUUAUUUUGUUUAUUAAAUAUAAUACAAUAAAUUCAUUUGAAUUACGUGUUAUAUUUUCAAAGGAAUAUCAUAGAAAAUUUCUUGACAAUUAUUCAACUAUUUAUCAAUUAAAUUAUACAUUAAAUUAUCAUGAAAAUUUAGGUUACUUACAAUCAAAUACAUUUAUACGUUUAACAUAUCCAACAAUAUAUGAAUGCUAUAUAAAAGAUAAUUUAAAUUUAAUAACAAUAUCACGUCGUAUUGAUGAAUAUAAACGUUUAAAAGAAAUAAAUUUUAAUUAUAAAAAUCAAAAACGUUUAAAUAUUGAAUUUAUGUAUAAUAAUAAA
Rotaria sp. Silwood2 is the source of this 765-nucleotide messenger RNA. Lineage: Eukaryota; Metazoa; Rotifera; Eurotatoria; Philodinida; Philodinidae. The record is from the annotation of a GenBank genome assembly.